UUCUGCCUAACUGGUUGUGAGAAAGAGAACUCAUCUGCCGUUAACAUAAGUUUAGCGUUACUACUGGUAUUAUGACAUCGCAAGCAAUUCUUCUUUUGCUGCUUAUCAUCUUAAUACAACAUGAAACUGGUGKCACAUGGUGGCAAAAUAGAAGAAGGCGACGUUAUGUACCACCUCCUUGUCGUCCUACAAAUUGCCAGGUCGGCCAAUGGUCUCAAUGGUCGGGAUGCACACACCGAUGUGGGUAUUCAGGAAUACAGUCUCGAAAUAGAAGCAUACUUAAAGCAGCAUCUUGUGGUGGACAAUGUCCAUAUCAUCUCAGUGAAAGAAGGGCGUGUAACAGAAAUGCAUGUCAAAAUGGCGGCACACCUGCAGCAACAAACUGCAAAUGUAAAGCAGGUUUCACAGGAACUUGUUGUGAAAUGUUUGACAAAUAUGGCAAAGCCGGAUCGCAUGACUCAGUUCAAAUACUGACUAACAGUACUGCUCAGUGUGACAAGAGCAAUCCACAAGAAUGUAUUGGUAAAAGUGAUAUCAACUACGUUUACUGCUUGCAGUAAGGCUGUAACAGCAACACUUCUAUGAGGUCAGCAAACAUGACCCGGAAAGCUGGAUAGUAGUAUAUAAUGUAGUAUAGGGGACAGUGAUUAAUAAAGUCAUAAUAAAGAACCU
Molecule: messenger RNA, 672 nt
Organism: Exaiptasia diaphana
Lineage: Eukaryota; Metazoa; Cnidaria; Anthozoa; Actiniaria; Aiptasiidae
Product: agglutinin-like protein ARB_02240
Source: RefSeq, a predicted model, not a curated record